GCCAUGCCAGGAGCUAACAUGGCGUAGGAACUGCGGUUUGAAUAACAGGAAACAUGGGGGGAGUUCUUUAAGAGUUUGAAAACGGCUGUACAACAUUCACUGAAAAAAAUUAAAGACUUGAAAACAUGUGAACCUGUUGUUUAGGACAGCCAUGUUUAUUUAUUUGAUAGGUAUAUUUGUGUAUCUGUAAAUUGGAGCUGGGUUAAACUGUUGCUUUCUUUUUGUUCACCGUAACGUUUCGAGUGUCUCCGUCUCCGGGCCCUCGGAGAGUAGGUGCAGCCGCUGUAGGUGGGGUUUGUGCUUUUAAAGUCAGCGUGAAGUGGUUGUAGAGGACAUGGGGGGGUGGUAGGAGGAGCAGAGGACUUCCUAAAAGCUCAGUCCCGGCCUUCUGCUGGCCGCUGUACGGACCGAAGGGAGCCUCGCUGUAACUUGGUUCACACCGCGUCCACCGCAGAGGAGCGGCCGCUGAACGACUCGUACAUUGCCUGGAUGGAGACGGACAGUCUGCUGGCCGGGAGUGUGACCGGAGCAUCCGGGGAAUACGGCUCCCGGUCGGUCACGGAGCACGGAGGGGCCCCCGGCAGCAGACGGAUGUCGUACUCUGUCGCCGGGGAGUCGUGUAGUGUCGAGGGGAACACGGGAACCAUGGUGAGUGAAGAUGAGGACCUCUUCAUCCAGCAGGCUGUUGUAUUCAUCGAGGACGCCAUACAGUACCGGUCCAUCAACCACCGUGUGGAUGCCAGCUCGCUCCGCCUGUAUCGGUGGUACUACUCCAGGAUAUGCCAGCGGGGCUUGGGCCUAACCAUUGCGGCGGUGUUGCUGCUGGCAUUCGUGGAGCGCCCGUCCUCCCUGUCCGUGUCCUCAGACCCUCGGCAUCGCUCUCCACCCUGGCAGCCUCCCUGCGGCUUCACCGAGAGCAUCGAGAUGGUCUGCCUCAUCAUCUUCUCUCUUGAUCUUGCUGUCAAGAGCUACUUGAUUGGCUGGGAAGAAUUCAGAAAGAGCAAAUGGCUGAUCGGCUACACAGUAGUGAUUUCAGUCUCCGUCAUCGACUGGGUGUUGUCUGUCAGCAUGGUGUGUGAUGAGAAACUGAGAGUACGGCGACUCCUCCGACCAUUCUUCCUCCUGCAGAACUCCUCCCUGAUGAAAAAGACACUGAAGUGCAUCAAGAGGACUCUGCCAGAGAUUGCCAGUGUCAUCCUGCUGCUGGCGCUCCACCUCUGCCUCUUCACUAUGAUCGGCAUGCUGCUGUUUCCUAAAACUGAGGAUCCAAAGAAGAAUGGGGAGUGGGAGUUACAUUUCCGAAACCUGCCUAAUUCCCUGACCUCUCUGCUGGUGCUUCUCACCACAGCCAACAACCCAGACGUGAUGAUCCCUGCCUACUCCCUAAACAGAGGCUACUCAGUUUUCUUUGUGACCUUCAGUGUAAUCGGAACCUACUGUCUGAUGAACUUACUGACAGCCAUCAUCUAUAACCAGUUUAGAGGAUAUUUACUGAUGUCGGUCCAAACGUCCAUCAUCAGGAGACGACUGGGGAUCCGAGCUGCUUUCCAAGUCCUCAGCUGCCAGGGAGCCCGACAGGCUGCUGAGGAGCGUGUGCGUGUUGAUGCGGUGCUGGAGGUGAUGUCCAGGGUCCAGAUGAAGAGCUACUACAGAGCGGCCAUCACUAAGGAGGCGCGGCAGUAUGCAGAUGUCGGCUACAUGGACCGAGAGCAGUUCAGGAAGAUAUUUGAUGAACUGGAUAAAGAUCGCAUCAAGGAGCACCCACCCUUGCCCCAGUACAACUCUCCAGUCCUGCAGAGACUCCAGGUGAUCUUCAGUCACUACUAUCUCACUAUACUUGGCAACGCAGUGGCACUGGCCAAUGUUGUGUGCAUAUGUACCAUCCUGGUGUUGAACUCUGAAAAGUCCACAGUAGAGAGAGACAACUACAUCAUGGAGAUCAUCAACCUAGGCUUCAUCCUCUAUUACCUGUUUGAAAUGUGCGUGAAGAUCUUUGCCUUCGGCUGGAGAGGGUACCUGUCCUACAGGAACAACAUCUUUGACGGCUUCCUCACCAUCCUGCUGUUGGCCCUACAGAUCACUAUAUAUGUGACCUACAGGCUUCCUUAUUCUCACUGGGACCCAUCCUCUCAUGGUGUAAUGACUCUGUGGGAAAUGGUUCGUUUGGUCAACAUGCUGAUUGUCUUCCGCUUCCUGCGCAUUAUCCCAGAUAUCAAGCUCAUGGCUUUGGUCGCAAGUACUCUGUUGGACCUGUUGAAAAACCUCAGAGCCUUUGCAGGGAUACUGGUGGUGGUAUACUACGUGUUUGCUGUGUUUGGGAUCUGGCUGUUUGAGGGGGCCAUUACACCUCCUCCAGAGACGAGUGUGCUCUCCAAUACCUCCAUGGAGAACAUCACCACUAACUUCAGCAUGGAGUGUGGCACCUAUGAACAGCUGGGCUACUGGCCAAAUAACUUUGAUGACUUUGCUGCAUCCAUCAUUUUGCUGUAUGAUGUCAUGGUGGUCAACAACUGGCAGGCCUUCAUGGAUGCAUACAGCAGAUACACCACAGAGUGGGCCAAGAUCUACUUUGUGUGUUGGUGGCUCACCUCCUCUGUCAUGUGGGUCAACUUGUUUGUGGCACUCAUCUUGGAGAACUUCAUCUAUAAGUGGGACCGCAGUCACAGCUGCUCUGUUAUAGAUGUGGAGAGGAUCAGAUAUGAAACUUCUGUUCAGCUCAUGUUCAAAGAGCAGAUCCAGGAGCCGACUGAAGAGGAACUACUUUGCCAACUACAUCAACACCCCCACUUACACCUACACUGAUGACACACACACAGACACACAGCUCCAGAACUUAGCUGCAGUAACAAGUCAAGAGACUGCUACUAAAUGAGUCUACUGCGUGUGUGGUAGAAGCACUGAGAGGAAAAUUUAAGCAUUCUACUACUAGUUUAUUUUCAUUUGUAUUAUUGUAAUCUGUAAUUGCUACUACUGAAGCAGUAAGAAGUACCGUUCUUAUUAUUUGUCAUGUUAUUCAUGAGUAAAACCACUGUAGUGUCUGUUGUACAAAGGCUCUUUGGAGGCAGACAUGCCAUUGGUUGAGUUGAACAUGAGUGGGUGGAGCUAAAGAACCACAAGUUGUGUGCCAGUUCCAUACUGAAAUACUAUACAGCAGGCCUAUUCAACUGGCGGCCCGCGGGCCACAUCCGGCCCAGCAGCUACCUCCGAGUGACAUCUGAUGAAUGACAAAUAAAUGUAACCUGCAUAUAAAGUGUAUGGAAGGAGCUAACGGGUGAGCCGUCUCGCUUCCUGCUCAUCGCUGCUGAGAGCUCCACGUGCGCAGCACCGAUCGGGCGGGAUGUUUCCGGAUGCAGCGACACCGCCGAUCAUAUCUUUCACAAAUCAGCCUUUCCUCAUGUGAGCUCCGACCAGCUGAGCAGCUGCUCAACACAUCUGUCUGUCGACAGUCACAAGCAGGAAGUGCUCUACUGAGAAUAUGUCUCUGUCAACCCUGAAACGUAACUCUGACAGUGAAAGCGUCAGUUUGACGCUGCGUAACUAUUAUAUUUUUGGUUUACCAAGCUGUGGCACAAAAACAACGGAAUCAACAUCAGUACGAAGUGUGUGGAAGAGCCUCCCUUAUCGGUUAAACCACUAAAAUUCAGGAGGUUAUAUUCUUUGAAAUUUUGGUUUUGCAUCGCAGUUGUCCAACCAUAAAAAUCCAAGUAUAUUGUCUCAUCACACUUAGCAAAGACAGUAUGAGAACUGCUGCUGUAAAAAGAGAAAAACCUUUAUUGUGCGUGUUUACAAAGAAUUAGCAGAUUUUGUCUUUACCUGGAUGCAGUUGUUCCAGCACUAAAACCAUAAAAAACAAUAUGGAAGUUUAAAAGAAAGUGAUUUAAGCCCCUUUCAGACAGGGAACCUGCAACUUUUCUCCAAUGUGACCUCCUAUGUGGCACGUGAUUUGUCUCUUUUUACACAUGACAAAGCGUCUUUCUUUCAGUUUUUGAUAUUAGUUAGCUGAACUUGUUAUAUUACGUGUGUCAUGUUGCUGCCAUUCCCUCUGCUUGAAGCUACAACUUGUUCUAGUAAGCAACAUGAUUAGAUUAGGGUAGGUGAACAGCAGCAGCCUGUAGCGUAUGGUACAGGUUAAUAGGACUCAAAAUACAGAACGCAAACGUUGAUGGGCAGCAGGUGCAGUGGUAGCAACUUGCUGCCUGAAAGUACCUCAAAUGGAGGAUUUAAAAAGUGUCUUGCAGUGAAUGGAUGUUUGGCUCUGUGGCUUGUUUGCCAACCAUCAGCCUGCCUCACUAAACCCCCCUGCUGUUCACUUUCAUCAGUUAGCUAUGACAUACAAAACAGGCAACACAUUUCUAACAUCUAACAGUGGCCAGAACACUUCAGCAAAAAAUGCCCAAUAUGUCAAAGAUAAGUUUGGGUGGUAUUUAAUUAAUACCUGCUUUGCUCACCCAUAGAUACCGUAGCUAAAUGUUUUGCUGGGUUGUUAUCCUACAUUUGUAUUGGGACUUUUGCGUGUAGAAUGUGUGAAACUUAACUAUGUGAGGGAGUUUCUGGGGAGAAUGUUUGUUGAGUGUGUUCCCCACACUGCAAGGAAAAACAGGAACCAGGAACCAGGAAGCACGCCUUUAAAUGAAAGCACCUAGAGUGCAUCUUCCAUACUCUCACAUUACUGCACAUUGCGAAACACGAUCAUCAGAUACAUGUGCCAGAUUAUUUUCUAUCCAUGUAAGUGCAGCAGUUCAUAAGGAAAUGUUCAAAAUGUUCCUAUCUCAUGAUGAUGAGAUUUACUUUUUCCCGGGCUCCACACCAGAAACCAGCGACUUGUUCCGUAUUGGCCUGUGGCCUAAUCACCCACCCACACACACACACACACACACACACACACACACACACACACACACACAUUUCAUUGGAAUCUGAUUACAGGUUUUCGAGACAGCCUGCUAACAAUUGGAACCAAAAACAAAAGCUUCUUCAUAAGUUUAGUGUUUCAUUUAUAAAGUGUUUUUGAAGAUGUAUGUGUAUACUGCCUGUAUAUUCUAUGUCUGAGAACACGCAGCCUCAUGUAUCUGUUAAUAUGACUGCUUUAUAUUCACACUUGAGACACCAAUAUGUCGAAUUUCCAGAACAUUUCGGGAGUGACGUGCGUGUGUGAAAGGUGACUUUAUUCUGGGAGUAUUUGUGGUACUGGUGAGGCUGGAGGCUGCAUGCUGGAUUACCAUCAUCUACAAGAUGAGGUAUCAAAGGCUCAGUAAAUAUGAACACGUUCUGUCUUCUGCAGUGGUAUCUGCCAUAAAGCCAGUGUAUUCAGAUCGUUUUUUACUAAAAGAGUAAAAAUGGAGAAGCUCACUCCUUGUGACUGACUCCUUGUGUUAUUUGAACUGAGAUUUUUUCUAGAAAGUGUGCCUUGGUAUUAUAUAAAUACAGUUCAAAUGCAUUUUAUUUGUAGAAAAAACUGGGAAAAGAUUUUUAUUGAUAGAAGUUUGAAUGUAUAGGAAAGUUGGAAUGCAAUUUUCUGAUAUUUGAAUUAACUUGAGAUACAGCUUGUAUUUCAGUCUGCAUUUUGUGAACUGUUUGUAAAAAAUGAUCCAAACAUAGAUUUUAAAUAAAUAUUUUGCAAAAAUUCAAA
Messenger RNA from Siniperca chuatsi (mandarin fish), 5629 nucleotides. RefSeq names its product two pore segment channel 2 (gene tpcn2). Gene Ontology annotation, molecular function: monoatomic ion channel activity; voltage-gated channel activity. The transcript has 26 exons. The record is from RefSeq and is a predicted model, not a curated record. Gene Ontology annotation, biological process: transmembrane transport; monoatomic ion transport. NCBI's taxonomy places the organism in Eukaryota, Metazoa, Chordata, Actinopteri, Centrarchiformes, Sinipercidae. Bases 490 to 2802 code for a protein of 770 amino acids. Gene Ontology annotation, cellular component: lysosomal membrane.